GUUUCCUGGCCUUUAUCAAAAAUGACAAGAACCUGGGACGGUCCACUGGAGGCUAUGAGGGAACAAGUUAACAAGUACUGUAGCUACCUCCAUGGACCAAAUGGCAUUUAUACUGGCCCCAAUUCUUUCUUUCUGGAAACAGAGAAAUGCAAAGGAAAUGUGUUCUUCAAGUACUGUGAAAGAUUUGUUAUGAUGCAUAGUUCUUUUUGUUUCCAAGGGCUCUGAGAAAGACUACCAGCUGUGGGUGAGUGCUGGCAAGGAAGCGUCCCCACACCCACUCACUGGACAUAAACAUCCCUAUGGAAUUAAAAUGAGCCAUCUUCCAUCUACCACACUGCUGCCGCAGACACCAGAGGACUCCAUCUCUCCUUCCACCCUCCAGGAGUCCCUCCUUCUGGAGCAGGGGUUCGCAGAGAUGCAAGGCCGGUUCAUCCUGAAGCCCAGGCACCCGGCGCAGAAUGAGCAAGGGAGAGAUUACAGGCAGAAGACGGUUAAAAGCGGUUUUUUCAGAGACUGGGCCUGUUGUCUGGGCUCCAGCACUAGCCAGGACAGCCAGUGCACAACCCCACCUUCUUCAAAGCCAGGACAGCUCUUUGGAGUUUCCCUCAUGGAUGUGUGUAAUAAAGACAACUUGCCCUUCCCAAUCCUGGAUAUGCUUUCCUUUAUUAAUCAAAAAGGGUCACUCACAGAAUGCAUCUUCAGCAAAUCACCCAAUAUAAAAUCAACCAGGGUCCUAAAGGAGAAACUAAAAUCUGGGGUCAAAGUGGACCUGUACAGCGAAUCUGUUCAUGUUGUCGCAUCCGUCUUAAAGGAUUUCCUAAGAAAUAUCCCAGGAUGUAUAUUUUUGUCUGAUCUCUAUGACAAAUGGCUCGGUGUUAUUGAUCAAGGGAACGAAGAGGAGAAGAUGACUGCAGCGCGGAGGUAA
This is a messenger RNA of Mirounga angustirostris (Northern elephant seal), 925 nucleotides long. RefSeq names its product rho GTPase-activating protein 20-like. Bases 311 to 925 code for a protein of 204 amino acids. The record is from RefSeq and is a predicted model, not a curated record. Gene Ontology annotation, biological process: signal transduction. Lineage: Eukaryota; Metazoa; Chordata; Mammalia; Carnivora; Phocidae. The transcript is spliced from 5 exons. Gene Ontology annotation, molecular function: GTPase activator activity.